GUCUGGACAGUCCAGGUGUGUACCGCAGCAUGAGUGGGGGGGUUCUGGACACCCGACACCUGGCUGACACAGACCUGGAGCAGCUGGACGUCCCCUCUCUGUGUGACGGGGUGGUCCGGUUCCUGCAGGACCUGCCCGGUCCUGUCCUGCCCCUCUCGCUGCAGGCCGACAUGGUCCACACAGUCCAAGAGGUCCGAGACCUGGAAGACUGCGCCCAGGUGCUGCGGGGCGUGGCCAGUUCUCCGGCCUGCCCCGCCCAGUACGGUCUGACCCUGCUCAGUGUGGUCCGACAUCUGGCCCGUCUGUGUCUGCACGGCUCCAGGAACCAGCUGAGCCCCCGGACCAUGGCCGAGAACUUCAGUCCACUGCUGUUCAGACAGACUGCAGGGUCUGAGGCUGGUCUGGAUCCUCUGGUCCAGGUCCUGGAGGUUCUGAUAACCAGUGAGCUCAACAUGAACCAAGCAGCACCAGCUUUACCUCCUAAACCUGUGAAGUCCUCGACUCCUGCAGCUUCCAGCUGCUUCAACAACAGCAUGUCCCUGCAGGACGCAGAGUGGUACUGGGGGGACAUCUCCAGAGAGGAGGUGAACGAGAAGCUGAGGGACACGGCUGACGGUACGUUUCUGGUCCGAGACGCCUCCACCAAGAUGCACGGAGACUACACCCUGACUCUGAGGAAAGGAGGCAACAACAAACUGAUAAAGAUCUUCCACCGGGAGGGGAAGUACGGUUUCUCCGACCCGCUGACCUUCAGCUCUGUGGUGGAGCUGAUCAAUCACUACCGCCACGAGUCUCUGGCCCAGUACAACCCCAAACUGGACGUGAAGCUGCUGUACCCGGUCUCCAAACACCAGCAGGAUCAGGUGGUGAAGGAGGACAGCAUCGAAGCUGUGGGGAAGAAGCUGCACGAGUACCACCUGCAGUACCAGGAGAAGAACCGCGAGUACGACCGGCUGUACGAGGAGUACACCAGGACCUCUCAGGAGAUCCAGAUGAAGAGGACCGCUAUUGAGGCCUUCAACGAGACCAUCAAGAUCUUCGAGGAGCAGUGUCAGACGCAGGAGCGCUUCAGCAAGGAGUACAUCGAGAAGUUCCGCCGCGACGGCAACGACAAGGAGAUCCAGAGGAUCAUGGAGAACUACGAGAAGCUGAAGUCCCGGAUCAGUGAGAUCGUGGACAGCAAGCGGCACCUGGAGGUGGACCUGAAGAAGCAGGCCGCCGACAACCGAGAGAUUGACAAGAAGAUGAACAGCAUCAAACCAGACCUGAUCCAGCUCCGCAAGACCAGGGACCAGUACCUCAUGUGGUUGACCCAGAAAGGAGUACGGCAGAGGAAACUGAACGAGUGGCUCGGACUGAAGAACGAAACCACCGAGGAUGAGUACAGCAUGGUGGAGGAUGAGGAGGACCUUCCUCACCACGACGAGCGUCUGUGGCGCCUCGGGAACAUCAACAGGAACCAGGCCGAAGCUCUGCUGCGAGGGAAGAGGGACGGGACCUUCCUGGUCCGGGACAGCAGCAAACCGGGCUGCUUCGCUGCCUGCUCUGUGGUGGUGGACGGCGAGGUGAAGCACUGCGUCAUCAACAAGACCAGCACGGGGUACGGGUUUGCGGAGCCCUACAACCUGUACGGGUCCCUGAAGGAGCUGGUCCUGCACUACCAGCACACCUCUCUGGUCCAACACAACGACUCGCUCAACGUCACGCUGGCCUUCCCCGUCUACAGCCAGCAGAGACGGUGACCCCGCCCCCUGACCCCGCCCCACCAGAACCACAGCUCCAUGUGGUUCAGACUGAGGCGAAAGAAACAUUUUACUGUGAAAAUCCACAACACAAGCUUUAACUUCCUGUCAGGUUAAAACCAGCUGCUCAGCCCGGUUCUGUCAGGAACCAGAACCGCCCCUGCAGGCGGACGGGUCAGCUGAUUGGGUUCUGAAAAGACGAGGGCCGGAUCACAUGGGACCAGUUUUUAACCCUCCGAGAAGAGAAAGAGUCUAUAACACAUUCCUCUGAUCACAGAAACUGUUAUUACAUCAUUAUUAUAAUACAGGAAGUAAAACUAAACAUCAGGUUUCAGUCAAUAAUAACAUCAAAGCACCAACACUGAGUGUUAGUUUAAUCCUGAGUAUUAGUCUGAUACUGUUAGUUUAAUCCUGAGUAUUAGUCUGAUACUGAGUGUUAGUUUAAUCCUGAGUAUUAGUCUGAUACUGAGUGUUAGUUUAAUCCUGAGUA
Molecule: messenger RNA, 2232 nt
Organism: Austrofundulus limnaeus
Lineage: Eukaryota; Metazoa; Chordata; Actinopteri; Cyprinodontiformes; Rivulidae
Product: phosphatidylinositol 3-kinase regulatory subunit alpha
Biological process (GO): phosphatidylinositol phosphate biosynthetic process; insulin receptor signaling pathway
Cellular component (GO): phosphatidylinositol 3-kinase complex
Molecular function (GO): protein binding; 1-phosphatidylinositol-3-kinase regulator activity
Source: RefSeq, a predicted model, not a curated record